AUGGCCACGCUGCCCCCAGGUCAGCAGCAGAGACCAGCGAGGGGCCCGGCGGCCUCCUGGGUAAGGCUGACAGAGCCCAGACCGGCUCCAGGUUUGGCUGUGGGGCUGCAGAAGCGCAGCCUCAACCCAACGAGCGGCACGACAGACCUGCUGCAUGAAAGCGGGGUGCUGGCUGGAAAGGGGGACCCUGGGGAGGGGACCAAGCCCUUGCCUGAGAGUCGCCUCUGCUCCCCGUCUGAAGAGGCCAGGCUGCUCUUCUUGAAGCCCCUGGAAUGA
This is a messenger RNA of Rangifer tarandus platyrhynchus (Svalbard reindeer), 276 nucleotides long. NCBI's taxonomy places the organism in Eukaryota, Metazoa, Chordata, Mammalia, Artiodactyla, Cervidae. The record is from the annotation of a GenBank genome assembly.